Molecule: messenger RNA, 6894 nt
Organism: Hypanus sabinus (Atlantic stingray)
Lineage: Eukaryota; Metazoa; Chordata; Chondrichthyes; Myliobatiformes; Dasyatidae
Product: centromere protein J-like
Exons: 18
Coding region: 197-4177 (1326 amino acids)
Biological process (GO): centriole elongation; cilium assembly
Cellular component (GO): centrosome; centriole; nucleus
Molecular function (GO): tubulin binding
Source: RefSeq, a predicted model, not a curated record
CUUCAAAAUGGCGGUAGUUUUGAGAAAGGUUUAGGAGGGUUGGGAAAAUCGUUAAACGCCUUUCCGAGUGCCUGCUGGUUCGGUGGCGGCUACGGGCUCGCAUCAGAAAAGUUACGGAGAAUUAAGGGGAAUUAUUUCUCCUUGUGAAAUGCUUCAAAGGAAGAUCUGAAGGUUUCUGCAUGAUCCGGGUAGUUUGAUGGAGAUUUCUGAAAUGUCUACGAUUGUUAAUAAUCCGGGGCAAAAUUUCUUGGCUGAGUGGACAACAAAUGUUACUCGUGCAGGAGUAAUAUUGAAUCCUCCAUUUUGCUUCAGUGAUGUGUACAGCUCUCUUCAGGAGUGCAGAAGUACAAAUGACUCAUUCAGUACUGAGUUUGCUCCACUUCAAUACUCAAACAACAGCAGCUGCUUCAGCUUAGAUUCCCUUUUGGAGGCAGACACACAGAAAGGAUCUGAACAGCCUGGUUUUGAUAAGAAUGGUUCAUCAGAUCUUCACUCAGAUUCUUCCCAAAAUGGUUUAUUAUCGUGUAACAAUGUGGCAGGGAAGCAAGCCACUGAGAAAAUUGUUUAUAACAUUGCACUUGUGCAAAGACUUGAACAGUUAAAAGAGUGGCAACAGGAAAGGCAAGAGCAACUGAAGAAACAACAUCUAGAGCAGCUCCAGCAACUGGUAAAUGAGCAACAAACACUACUGGGUCUUAUUGGUACACAAGGAUAUGCAGAAACUUUAAGUAGCUUAGAUGACGUUGGAAAAAAAAAUCCAGUUAAAGUAGUUCUGCAACAAGAUGGACAUGUGGCACAAGAGAAUCCUGUCCUUGAGGGUGAGACUGGAGUUCACAUCGAAGACAGUGCUGCAUCACCAUGUUCAACAGAACCUGUAAAUGAACAUCAAAAUAAUAAAGAUUCUACAAGGACAACAUCUGUUCAAAGCCCACCUGAAAAAUCUUAUUCUUAUGAUGCACCAUCGUUUACAACUCUAGAAGAAAGACCCAUCAAGCCUGGUGUAACUGGAGAAAAAGAAACCUUUGAAGAAUUCCUGGAGAAGCAGAUGAAAAUGGAAGAACAGAGACUGCAACAACAACUUGAACAGAAACAGUUAUCGUUACCUCCUGUCUUCGCUGAGGAUAAAGGCAACCAGAAAAGAAAGUUUUUGAAGUGCGGUGAAGGACUAGCAAGAUUUUCAAAAAUCAAGUCGAGUAAUCUUGUAAGACUCAAAGCUGAUAAGGAAAGAAACUUAAUCAAUCAGGAUUCUGUAAGUUUAAAGAAGGCAAAUUGUCAACAGAUGCAGCGGAAGUUGACACUAUUAAGCAAGGAAAAUCAUAAUACUAGCUCUUCCUGGCUUGUCAACAAACCAAAGACAAUUGGUAAAGGGAAGAGCAACUCUGCAUUGUGUCUUAAAAAAGUAGCUGCCUUAGGAACUUGUAGUGAAGACGCUGUCUUCCAGUCACUUCAUCAAACCGAGGAGAUAACAGAAGCUUCAGAAGGUCAUGUUCACAAUGCCCAUAAAACUGAAACUAUUAAUGUGGUUCAGGAUUAUGGACAAACAAAAAAACAAAUCAAACAGGGCAGUGAACUUUUGCAUGAACUUGCAUCACCAUGUAAAGCUGAGAGAUUGCAGAAAAAAUCAGGAAAUAUACUUCCCACUUGCCCAAUUGAUGGAGCCUCAAAUGAAAUUGAGAACUCAUUUGAGAUAUCAUUUCAGAAAAAGAUGGAGAACUGGAAUAAGGAAGAUGAGAAGGAAAUCGUCGAAUUGAAUGAAUUUGAAUUUUUGGAGCAGGCAGCUGAAGAACUUUCCUUCUCUAGUAAUUCUUCCUUUGUGUUAAAAAUGGCACACCAAGAUUGGCAAUACAAUAAAGAUCCUAGAUUGUCCUCCACACCAAUAAAAUUUGCUCAACAUAACCAAAUGUUUGAAAAUUCAAAUGACCCAAAAAAUAACAGAAAUGUGGAUGAUAGUGAUAAAAAGAACAUUUAUCUGAAAAGUAAUUAUGUUGAAGCAGAGGAAAAGUUCACAAGUGUUUUUGACCCACUGAUCAGCAAUGAAGCUGUAGCUCAAAGUGUUAAAUGUGAUUCUCAAGAAGAUCAGUGUAGUGUUUGUGAUACCACUUCAGACUCAAAGGAGGAUCUUGAUUCUACACUGACAAAUGAAUCAGAGAAGCAGUCAGUGAUUUGUAACAGUAACAAGGAAGAUAAUCCUAAUUCUGUGUGUGGAAAACAACCAGCAGACAGUCUUAAUAAAGAUAAGAAAAUGGACAUUGAUCUUGACUUGUCAUCUGAUGAUGAUGAUGUCAAAAUGUUGACUGUGAUAGAGAAUGAUAAACUUGAUUUGAGCCAGAAAGAAGAUUCCUCUCUGUUUAAUUCAGAAGGAAACUUGCCACUGCAGCAAGAAAAGGUUGAGUUUGAUGAUGACCAAACAUGGACUGACCAAGAAGAAGGUGGAUUUAAUAAACUUGAAGAUAUCUCAAUAGAGCCUGUUCAUACUUCUGUAUUAGUGACUCAAAAAUUCUCUUCUGGUGAAGUUACUGAGGAGAAAUGUUUGAGAAGAAAAACUGCUUCUGCCAAGAAAGGAGAUGUUGAAGGUGAAAGAAAACUGAACAAGUUUGGAGAACCACCACCUACAUCUGAUCUAAUAGCAAGAUUAUUUCCUUCACUGAAACCCAAGGCAAAGCCUGCAUUGCUUCAAGGGCUGGAACAGAAAUCUAAAACUGUGAAUGAAAAAUCUUUAGGUAAUGGUAUCCAGUCCAAGUUGAUGAAGGAUAAGCUAUUAGAAUUGGAAACUGAAAUUAACAAAUUUCGAGCAGAAAAUUCUACACUGGCUAAACUCCGAGAUGAUAAGGAAAAAGCUAUGAUGGAAUUUAGGAAAGAAAUUGCAGACUUUGAACGUAAGAAAGCUGAGGAGCUGACUCAAUUAGAAGAAUACAAAAAAGAGGAAUUAAAACGACUACAAAAGGAGCGAAUGGUUUUUGAAAAAUAUGCUGUAGUAGCAAGAGCCAUUCCGGACAAAAAAGAAAGAGAAGAGAUAAAGGUUCUUAAGCAGCAGAUAAUAGACUUGCAAGAAGAAUUGAAACGGAAGGAAUUAAGGUGGUCAAGUACUUAUACAAGGCUUCGAAAUCAGAUCGAUGCACUUACCAAGGAAAAUCAAGAGCUUCGAGAUGAAGUUAAAGUAAUGGAAAGACUUCGGUUAGAAACCUGGAAGAAAGCUGAGAUGGCAACUGAGAAGAAAACUGAAAACUCACUUCCACAGCUUAUGCAAACUGAUGGGGUUCCAUUAGAUGCUAGGAAAAAGGAAACGGAUUCCUUGUCCAAAGACAGAAGUGGAGGCAGAAAUCCACAAGCAUCAGGAAAUAAAAGUUCAUACAGAAUUGAACAGUCUUCCCCAAGAAAUAUUAAAGUAAGCCAUGCUGUGAAUCUCUCAGCUCCUGGAAUGACCAGAAAUGGCGCAAAGGAAAGUUCACUGUCUUUAGUGAAUAAUGUUGAAAACACUAAAAUGAAUACUACUGCAGUGCCUGGAAUGAAUCUUUCAAUGUCUUAUGAAAAUGUUCUAAAUGAAGAGCAGGUCUCAUCGCCAGCUAGUUCAUGUCUCGAGUUUAAUGGGGCCAAGGAUGAAAUUCAAGAGGAGAUUAAAUACCCAGAUGGAAAGGUUGAGCAAGUGCUGAGAAGUGGACAUCAUGUAAUCAUUUUCUGUAAUGGUACAAGGAAAGAAGUUAGUGCUGAUGGGAAGACCAUUAAAGUAACCUUCUUCAAUGGAGACAUAAAGCAGAUUAUGUCAGACCAGACUGUAAUAUACUAUUAUGCAGAUGCCCAGACAACACACACAACUUACCCUGAUGGCCUUGAGGUUUUGCAGUUCCCAAAUAAUCAACUAGAGAAACAUUAUCCAGAUGGCAGAAAAGAAAUCACUUUUCCAGACCAGACCAUUAAAUACUUGUUUGCAGAUGGUUAUGAGGAGAACGUGUUUCCUGAUGGAACAAUAAUACGCAUGCAGCUUGAUGGUACCAAGAUAAUUGAAUUUAAUAAUGGACAAAGGGAAAUACACACACCAAGCUACAAAAGACGUGAGUAUCCUGAUGGAACUGUUAAAACAGUACAUCUAAAUGGACAGCAAGAAACAAAGUACAGCUCUGGAAGAGUAAGAAUAAAAGAUAAGGAAGGCAAUGUAAUCAUGGACAGUAAACCCCACUGAUUAACUAUCAUUAUAAAUGUACUCAACACUUAAAAUUACUAUCAGUUAUUGUAAAGAAUUUGACUGCUAGUAUUUUCUUGUAAAUUCUUCUAUGAAAAUGUCAACCAUGAACUUGGUGUUUAAAUGUUUAUAAAAUGGAUUUGUUGAAUUAUUUAUGUUUCUUAAUCAAGGUAAAACAUUAAAUGAUAAAAUGAACCAAAUAUCUGGAGUCUGCAGUAAUCUUGGUUUGAAGAGCAUUCAGUGUCUACUAAGACAUAAUUUUACACUAACAACUUUUAAAAAGCUAUGGUCUUUUGAUUUUAAUACCAGAACAAAAAAUGUGCAUUAAAAGUGCACAGCAUUUAUUAUUUCUAACAGUUUUGUAUUGGCACAUUUUCCAGUUGUUGCAUCCUGCUUAGUGUUAUAGUAUAUGUGUGUGAUAGGCUGUCUGAUACGUGAAGUAUGGUCUGAUAGUUGUCAUCUAAUUCAACAAUCUAGCUGAUGUGGUAAACUGGAUCAGCAAAUUAAUGGCUGACACCAAGAUUGAGAGCAAGGAAGGCUGUCAAAGCUUGCAGUGGGGUGUGGCAAGGGAAUUUAAUGCAGACAAUUGAGGAAGUUUUACACUUUGGAAGGACUAACCAGGGUAGAACUUGUACAGUAGGGCUUUGAGUGUGGAACAGAGGGAUCUAGGAACACAGAUCCAUAAUUCCCUGAAAGUGGCAUCACAAUUAGAUAGGGCUGUAAAGUGAAUUUUGGACACACUGGCCUUCAUAAAUCAAAGUAUUGUUUACAGGAGUUGUGAUAUUUUGUUGAAGUUGAAUAAGAAAUUGGUGAGGCCUGAUUUGGAGUUUUGUAUGCAGUUCUAGUCACCUAUCUACAGGAAAGAUGUAAGAUUGAAAGAGAACAGAGAAAAUUUACAAGGAUGGUGCCAGGACUUGAGGACCUGAGUUAUAGGGAACGGUCAGAUAGGUUAGGACGGUAUUCUUGAGAGUGCAAGAGAUUGAGAGGUAUAGAUAGGGUAAAUAGAAGCAGAAGAGGAAAAAGCCUCCCUGUAUUUACCCUGAGGUCAGGUGAGACUAGAAUUAGAGAUCACUGACUUAGGGUGAAAUGUUUUAAGAGGAAACAUUUGAGGAAACCACUCAGGGUGGUAAGAGGGUGGAAAGAGUUGUUAGAGGAAGUAGUAUUGUGGGUUUGAUUUUGACAUUUAAGAGAUGUUUUGAUAAAUACAUGGAGGGGAGGGGUACGGAAGGCUAUGGUGCAGGUUGAUGGGGCUAUGCAGAAUGACAAUUCGGACUAGAUGGGCCAGAGGAACUGUUUGUGCUGCAAGUACUCUGACUGAGGCCAUGUAUAGCUUGUUCUUCCUCUCUAGAAAAAACAAGCUGUGCAUAGUUGUGAAUUAAGUCAUGUUGUAGCUUUGAUGCAUUGUUAUUUAACUGGGAUUAUCACAAGGAUUAACAUUCAACAAUAAUCAGGCACGGAGAGAACCUGAAUUUUACCGAAUCGGCUCAAUUCAUAAGCAUAUGGAAUGACACAAUUAAGUACCUGUGUGCAGAGCCACUAGGUUUCCCUGACCCUCCACGAACAUUCAGAGAAAAGGUAAUACAGUCACCCCUCCUUAUCUGCGGAGGAUUGGUUCCGGGACCCCCCCGCGGAUACCAAAAAAUGCGGAUGCUCAAGUCCCUUAUUUAGCCUGAGCAGUGGGGUGGACGUUAGGAGCAGGAGCAGCUCUGAAUCCGCAGUGUUUCUGUUCAUGAAAAUAAUCACGAUCACGAUUGAAAAUAAAGUGGAAGUAAUAAAGCGAUCGGAAAGAGGUGAAACGCCAUUGGUCAUUGGAAAAGCGUUAGGCUACAAUUUUAAUGGAGCAUGUGAAAGGCCCUGCCCUGAUGAAAGCUACAAUUAUUACUAAGCAACAGUGGUUUAGUUAUUGAAAUACGUAUGUUUCUUAAGUGUUUUAUGCACAGAAAAUAAAAUGUAUACUAUAUACUAAGACAAACGUUUGACUGAUGCUAAAUAAUACCGGAUGUACCUGUUUUGACUUCAAAUCCAACUUAAGACGGACUCAGGAACGGAACUCGUUCAUAAGCUGGGGACUGCCUGAAAUUUUAAGUCAUUUCUAGAUUACUUAGUACCUAAUACUAUGUAAAUAAUUGUUAUACUGUAUUGUUUAGGGAAUAAUGACAAGGAAAAAAGUCUCUACAUGCUCAAAUAAUGAGUGCUGGAGAGCGAACUUCUGGGUUUUCCCAAUCCGCAGUCGGUUGAAUCCGUGGAUAAGGAGGGCCAACUGUACCUAAGAAAGGGAGUCUACACUGGCCAGGUGUAUUUGAUGCUGAUAUAAUCUCCACAUUUCUGACAUGGGGUCUUCUACUUCUGCAAUAGCUGGUCUGCAAAAUCCUCCUUUCCCAUUCUUUUCCUUAUUAAAUCAAUCUAUUUCAUAAGGUUACUUGACUGAUCCAUGUCAGCUUCUCAUUGGAAGUGGCUCAAGGCUUUACGGAUCUUUCCUCUAUCCUUGUGCCCAAGGUAACUUUUGUUCUGUCCAAGUCCAACCAAACCCUGGCCUUAUGACCAUAUCACAGUAAACACAAAGUACACUGCAGAUGCUGUGGUCAAAUCAAGACGUACAAGAAAGCUGGAUGAACUCAACAGGUCGGGCAGUAUCUGUUGAAAGAAGCAGUCAACGUUUUGGGUCGAGACCCUUUGUCAGGACUAAAGGAGGAGGGGGCAGGGGCCCUAUGAAGAAG